This is a messenger RNA of Osmia lignaria (orchard mason bee), 1020 nucleotides long. RefSeq names its product outer dynein arm-docking complex subunit 3-like. Lineage: Eukaryota; Metazoa; Arthropoda; Insecta; Hymenoptera; Megachilidae. The record is from RefSeq and is a predicted model, not a curated record. Gene Ontology annotation, biological process: outer dynein arm assembly; cilium movement. Gene Ontology annotation, cellular component: cilium; ciliary rootlet; ciliary tip.
CAUGUUCUAAGCAGAGAGUGAAGGAAGAAGCGAUUACGUUAAGAGAUAACACGCAGGAGACGUUGAUAAAGGAGGAAAUUGAAGUUACAAAUUGCGGUAAAGAACGAAAUGCUGUACUCGAGGAAUACAGACGACGCGUGUUAGAACGAAAGACGGAACUCGAACGGUUGGAAAAGAUGAUAUUCCAUUCGCGUUCUCGAGACGAUUUUGACACACGUGGGAAAAGUGGCGUGGUGUCCACAGAGGACAUUACCAAGGACGAGGUGACACGACUGGAGGAGGCGUUCUCCAAGCUUCGCAGCGCGACCGGAGUGUCCAGGACCGAGGACGUUCUGAACCGGUUUCUGGGUCAGCGGGCGACCAAGGAUAAUUUACAGAAAAUGCGACUGGCCACGGAGCAAGAGAAAAUGGCGUUAGAAAAGCAAAGACAACGGCUCCUCGCCGAAAUGGAAACGAAAAAGUUCUCGGAAACGAAGAACGCGGAACAAAACGCGGAAGAAGUAGAAACGUUGAACGGUCAGAUCGGUGAGCAACGAUCGCGUCAAUUAAAGGCAGAAACGGAAAGACAAAGGAUCGAGGAUCUUCUACGAGAAAUAACUACCACGUUGUGGAACGUAUGCAAUAAGUUUCGAGAUAUAAUUGAUACCUUGCCUGAGGAGCCGAGCGAAAUCGAAAAUCCUUUGGAACUGAUAGAUUUGAUGAAUGAAAAAUCGAAGAGCAUAAUUGAUACCUUAGGAGGGCCAGAUAAGUACCUCGAAGUAUUGAACGAAGUUGUAAUUGAUAAGGUGGAAACGGUAUCGAUGACAACGACAUCGGCAGAGGGAAAAGUAGCACGUUCGAAUGGAGGAGGACCGCUUUUUCCACGAUUUCCAUCUUCAACAAUACCAGCAAUGAUACUUUCGGAAGAAGAAGAAGAGAUACCAACUAGGAACACUCUUAAAAAACAAGCACAACAGUUGGUUGACAUAAAGAGCCGCCGAAAAGGAUUCACCUUUAGAAGAUAAAUCUGGCUGUACUUAU